AGUGGUAUCAGGUUUUCUGUUGACUGUGGUUCAGAAGUGAAGGUACAGGAACUGCAAAUUAACCAUUCAGCAUGCAUGGGUAACCCUUUAUCACCGCAAGCAGUAAAUAAAGUACACGACCGGAAGUUGAGGCAUGUUGCUAUAUUUAGACCGGAGUGAUGAAAGGAAGGGGAUUUUUUUUUUUCCACGAAGAGAGAGGGAGAGUAAUCUCUCUUGGUGACAUGAUAAUGUGGGUCUUGAACAAUUUUUCACCUACCUUAAUGGAUUGUCUCAUUUGUUUAUAUUUAUGAAUUUAUUUGUCGCUCUUUUCACAUUCAUUCGUGAAAUGUCAUUCAACCUUAACUGACUCAGAGUAUCGGCAGUUGAUAGUAUCGGCAUUUUAGCUGGAUCGCCGCCUGCAUCCUCACCCUCCUCCCCCGCUCCCCCCCCCUCCCUCCCUCGCCACGCCUCUUGCUACGUUUUACGGAAGCCAGAUAUAUUUUGACGAUCUAUGUCGUAAAAGGAAGUUCUUGUUUCUAGUCCGACCCUCAAAACUUACUUGAAGGAAGAAUAAAAGUGUUAUUCCGCUUUACUUUUUAGAGUCCGUUAUGACGGAUACCAAAUGACCCUGUAAAAUGUCCAAGAAUAUAUGAAGAAAUAAGCUCAUUAUUGUUGUUAUUAUCUAUUCAUUUUUUAGUUUUGGUUGUUUGUUUGUUUCAAGGAAAAUAAAAAAAAAAAAAGCGUUUACACCUCUCCAGCAAAAAGCGGAGAAUUCAAGAACCGUAGAAAAGUGAUGUCACCUGAUGUCCCCUGAUGUCCAUAUGACGGUGAAUUCAUCAACAUUCUGUAUGCGCUGUGAGGUUAAUUAUACAAUUUGGGCGCAAGAAACUGAUUCUUGCAGCCAAGUGAUGCAGUAAGUUCCUCAAUUAAACAAGAAGGAUGCCUUACCACGUGAGCUGCAUUAAAGAGGAUGAAAAGCUUUAUUUAAAGAAAGUGCAAAUGGUAUCGAAAAUAGAACACAGAACAAUGACUUGCUCCAACUCAGAUCCGCAUUCUGCAUAAGUAGAGGAAGAUAACUCCCAUCCAUGAGGAUCAACUGGAAAGAGUUUCUUUCAUUAGAAAAUCUGAACUACUAAACUGGACGAAAGGCGUAAUUGGCUAAAAAUGUCUUGGAGUAAUAGUCGAGUGGUGUUCAAGGUUCCCGGUGUAGCUAUAAAAGAAAGUCAAAUUUUCUGGACUGUCAAAUUCAGAGAGUUGAAAGAACACAGAACACUUCUGAGUAUAUUCGAGUUUUUAAGGCAACAGAACUACCUCGACUAGCCUGACGGGUUAAUUCACUAAAAUGGCAUUUUGCGAAACAAAGGUAAGUGCAAAUUGAUGAUUCAGGGCAAAGUCAAAAAAAUAUUUUUCCUUGCUUCGCGUUUAUUGUGAUUGGGCUUUCCCUUCCUUCAAAAAUUCUGUAAAAAGAGAAGCAAUUAAUAUAAGCAGACGACUACCUUUGCAGGAGCUAGUCGUCCGUCUAAACUAUUUUGCAGUAUGACAGCACUACACUCAUCACCUCUCGAAUGGCCCCUCGAGCACUAAGUCGUUUAUCUUCGAUUCCCUGAGUUUUGCAAAAUAUUGGCAAGAAAUAUUGCACAAAAAAAAUUAAACAACAACAAAAAAUAUAUUCCAGAGCGUCUUCAUCAAACUUAGCACUACUUCAAGCAGAAAUCAUGAACUGCGACAGGGUCUCUUUUCAUUCAGCUAUUUUUUGUUUGUUUGUUUGUUUCUUAUGUUACCACCAUUCGAUAACUAUAAACCACACAGACCCAAAAUCCCUAGCUUUAAGUCGCUCUGAGAAAGGGCCAGAGUUCAAAACUCCAAGUUUUUAAACCUGUUAGCUCAGUUGGUAACUUCAUUUUUCUCUCUCUUCAUGUUUGUUGGCUUGUUGUUUUGAUGUAUAUUGUUUCACUUAUUUACAUAAUGGUCAUAUUGGGGAAGCUUGUACUUAUCGAAUGACUUUUUAAUUUUCUUCUCCCUUAGAAAAGUGUUAUUUACACCACCUCAGCUGUUCUUCUACUGGUUUUCUCGUUGUAUAGAAAUUCAGCAGAAAGCAAACCGACAAUUCCAACCUUGCUAAUUCGUCAUGACAUAAACCCUACGGAACAAAGCAUCUCUGAAGGCUCUGCUGAAGAGAAGUCUGGUUUGCUCGUUAUUGCCCCAGAAGAAAAAGAUGACAUGGCAGUUAGUGACAAUAGAGACGAGAAUGCUUUGCACUCAGACGGAACAAGCAGAUCGCUAGGACGAAGAGCAACAUCUAAACGCCAGAAUAAGGCAGUCCGAUUCAAGAGGAACACCACACCGAACCCAUGUGUAGAGAGAUACCAACUCAAAUUGAUAGACCGCGAAACAGUUGUGCCCACCGUGAUAUGUGCAGAGGGUUGUAAAGAAAUUAAAAGAGUGUAUUUCUUUAAGGAUAGGGAUGAUCCACUAACAUUUGCAGUAGACUGUCAACGGCCUGCCGAAGGAACACGGCGGUGA
Molecule: messenger RNA, 2502 nt
Organism: Porites evermanni
Lineage: Eukaryota; Metazoa; Cnidaria; Anthozoa; Scleractinia; Poritidae
Source: the annotation of a GenBank genome assembly